Molecule: messenger RNA, 2743 nt
Organism: Zea mays
Lineage: Eukaryota; Viridiplantae; Streptophyta; Magnoliopsida; Poales; Poaceae
Product: protein GLE1
Exons: 16
Coding region: 463-2274 (603 amino acids)
Biological process (GO): poly(A)+ mRNA export from nucleus
Cellular component (GO): cytoplasm; nuclear pore; nuclear pore cytoplasmic filaments
Molecular function (GO): inositol hexakisphosphate binding; translation initiation factor binding; phospholipid binding
Source: RefSeq, a predicted model, not a curated record
AUUUUCAAUUUUGGCCUACUUCAUUUUUUUACCAUUCGUUUUGGGCCACUGCAGCCCACUCGUCCUAUACACGUACGGACGGACGGGAGCAACAGAGCGCCAGACCAUCACACACUACGCACGGACGACAUCGAGGAACCCUAGACUAGAGCACAUUGCACGGGCGACGGCGCGCCACCGGUGACUGGCGUCCCCUCCUCGGUCCUCACUCCCCAGCAUGGCGACGCCCUGCCGCAGCAGAAACGAUCAACCGAUCGGAAAACAUUAAUUUGUAUUCGAUUUGAAAGCGCACCCGGCACCUGCUCCGUUCCUGCGCUGCUUGGCUUCCGGUCUGUGUCAAAGCUUGCAUCUCACGCGAGUCGCACAAGGACGAACCCUAUACAGCUCCAGGAGGUCGGUGCCCUAGCCACCUAGGCCACCUUCCUGGAGACCGGGCGGCGACGACGGGGACGAACGACCGCGAUGGGCUUCGAGCGUGUGGAGCUGCGGUGUCCCAGGGAGCUGGACCCACGGCCGAGCUGGACGCUCGGCGAUGUGCUCGCUGAGCUUGACGCGCUGGAUGCCACCCGCCGCGCUGCGCCACCCACGCCCCUGAAGCAGCCGCCGGAUUGGGCUAACGGUGGUGGUGAGAAGGCCUUUGUGAUGCGGGUUGAUGACGACGACGAAGACGACACAGAAGAUGAAGACGAUGGUACAAGUGGUGGGAAGUCCCGGGCUCUGGUGGCCAAAGGAGCAAGGUUCUCGUGUAAUGAUCUUGCAUCAAGUGAUUCAGAGGAUGAAUUAGAUGGUCAGGUUGCCCCAUACCACUUAAUGGAGAAAAGGGACCUAGCGAAGAGCAUUCUUCUUGAGCUGGAACACGAGCAUCAUCUAAAAGUUCAAGAAGAAGUUAGAAGUAAGCUAGCUUCAUUGGAGGUAUGCCACCAAAAUGAAAUUCGGAGAACGAUCUCUGCAUUUGCCCGACUUCAGAAAUAUGCAGAAUCAAGAAAGGAGAUAGACAGAAGACUUGAUGUACACUUCCAGAGAAGAAUUGCAGAAGUACUCGAUAAACACUUAUCUAUGGUCCAAAGGGAUCAUGAACAAAAAUCCCAGAUUGUUGAACGCCGAAUAAGAGAUGAUGCAGCUCUUGAAGAAGCUAAAAGAAAAGAGCAAGCUGUCAAGGAAGAAAAGUUAAGGCAGGAAAGAGCCCAGCAAGAAGCAGAGGCUAGACAGAAGGAAGCUGCAAAAUUAGCAGCUGAAGCACGAAAAACAGCAUUUGAGGCUGCUAAAAAGGAAGCAGCAGAAAAGGAAGCAGCAGAAAAGGAGGCUGCUAAAUUGAGAGAUGCAGCAGCUUCUCAACCUAGUCCGAAUUCCCAGAAUAAUACUGCAGAAGGCAUUAAAGUUUUUGGCGAUAAAUACGCACUAGAAGCAGAGUCACGGAGGCAUGCAUUAGUACAGAAUCAAGUGCCAGAAAACAUUCAUCACAGCAAGGAAUUCAGCAAAUAUGACCGACAAAUUGCCAAAUCCAUAAGUAAACUUAUGCCAACUACUGACAGUGUCAGAACAAGGGCUAGUGAGCUUGUUAAAGCUUUAAAUGGACAGGAUUGUCCCCGUCCAAUCUCUUGUUGUCUAUUUGCUAACAAGAUUAUUUCCAUUGUCAAGAGUAGAAAUACAAAGGACAAGACCUUUGGAAAUUUGGCCUUUGCGUGUGGAUAUGUCAUGCUAUUAGUUACAAAUCAGGUACCAGACGCAAUGGAUUAUCUUUUAGCUGAGUUCAACAGAGUUUGCAUAUACACGGUUCCAAAGCAUAUGCAUGCUUUGAAUGCACAAGCACGAAAUAGAGAUUAUUACAGACUGAUAGGUUACCAGGAAGAAAAUGGACAGCUCGAGAGCACUGAAAGUUAUCUAACAUACGUCGUUGCAUAUGUUAAACUCUACGCAGCAAUGAUUCAGACGGAAAUCAAAGGUGUUCGUCAUCCUCAUGGUUUAGCUGAGGGAUGGAAGUGGCUUGCCAUGUUCCUCAAUUCUCUCCCAGCUACUACAGCCACUGCAUGUGCCCUUCACGCUUUCCUCAAGAUGGCUGGUUUUGCACUUCACAAGAAAUAUGGGUCACAGUUCAUGAAAAUCCUGGAUGUAAUAUCACGGUGCUUUUUACCAGCUUUGAAGGAACAAGGCAACAAGAUGCAGGCUGAGGCUGUCAACAAUCUACAGAAUUACCUGAACGACAAGAUCUACCUGGAGGAACCAGAAGGGCAGUACCUCGUCCAGCAACUACUAUCCAAGGAGUUGUUCAUGUAAAGAUCAAAACACCAGAUCGGUAUGAGACAUCGUGUGUGAUCGUCUGAAGGGCGGUACCUCGUCCAAGCUACCACUAUCGCAAGAGGGGCCUCAUGUAGAGAUGAAAGCACCAGAUCGAUAUGGAGCUGUUCGUGUUUCAGAAACACGAUCGAGCCUUUCAAAUCUCACGAACAUUAUUUAUGGGACAGUCCCCCAGAUCAUUUCCCCCCUCUGCACGGGAUCCUGACGAUGUAUUUGUUUAUGUGACUUGUAUCCGGCCAAGGACAGGUAUGAUAGGUUGAGGUUUUAUGUUUGUUGUAGUUGUACAUGUACUACUAGAAUCGUGACCAGAACAAAAUAAUACUCGACCACUUCGGCGUGGGCCCAGCGGUGGCCAAAGUCAAGGUCAACUUGACACGCGACACUUUGUCUACUCUGUUUGCAAUGAAAUCUAAUGUUUGUGCUUCAAACAAAAUAGUUUUAAUAUAAA